Radiomyces spectabilis is the source of this 279-nucleotide messenger RNA. RefSeq lists its product as uncharacterized. NCBI's taxonomy places the organism in Eukaryota, Fungi, Mucoromycota, Mucoromycetes, Mucorales, Radiomycetaceae. The record is from RefSeq and is a predicted model, not a curated record. The transcript has a single exon. The coding region runs from base 1 to 279 and encodes 92 amino acids.
AUGACUUUGAAACCCACUGAUAAGGCACAGAUUUACGCCAUGAAAAAAAUGGGUGCGGAUCCCGAGAUGAUUGCGAAGCAAUUCAAGAUCUCUAGUCGACGCAUCUUUCAGAUCCUAAAAGAGGUUGACGAACGUGGCACGUUUGAGCGCAAGCAAGGCUCUGGACGACCCAGGAAGCUGACCGAACGUGACAUACGACGUAUUAAACAUUAUGCGAAGAAGAACAGACGUGCUCCUCUUGCUGAGAUUCAGCAAAAUGUUGCCCCUCAUGUCCAUUAG